AAUUCAAUUAGCAUCUAAGACAGUAAAAUCUACAGAACAAGUAUUGUUAGUGCUAAUAUAACAUUUUCUCCGUGUAAAAGUUUCUUUCGUUACUUUAAGAAAUCAAUUAUUGUAGUGUAACACAACAGUUUUGUUAUAGUUAUAAACCAUUUCUAAGAGCAACAAACAAUUUGCUACCUUGCGAUAACGAAAACUUUUUUCCGUAUGCAGAUAUGGACAUUAAUGUCUGAUAUACUAAACCAGCACUGCUCUACUUUAGUAUACCAGGCAUUAAUGACCACAUCUGUACGUGCUACCUAUGUAAUGAUUAAACCAGUUGUUGCUUAGCACUCGAUGCAUACAGAGUAUUUUAAAUCUUCGAUAGAUGGAUUAUCAGGAGUGCGAUAUUUGUAAUAGACCAUUAGUCAACGAACACAAUUUACGAAUACUACGUCAAUGUUUUGGAUCUAGUGGAAUAACGGCUGGCUCAUUGGCUGCAAGGUGGCAAUUACCAACCAUAGCUGCUGGUUCAUUAUUUUCAUUCUUACAAUCAUUGGAUGCAACUGGUACAGGAUCUUUAUUGUUUGGAGCAACUGUUAGUGCUCUUGGAUUAUUAUUACAAAUCUCUGCCACAAUUGGUUGGUGCUCUGGUCAUGACGGUGAAAAUUAAACAUUUCACAAUAUAAGUAAUUAGUCAAAAAUAACAAGUAUUUAUUCAACGAUGAUUUAUGAGUGUAUAUAUAAUUUAAUAUAACUAAGUAAUGUUACUAUAUUUGUAGAUAUUGAUGAUAAUUGUUCAUCUUCAUCAUUGAUACUGACAUCAACUCUGAUAUACUUUUCCGCAUACUGAUAUUUUAUAUUCACUUAUAUACGCACUGUUAUGUUUACAUUGUCAAAAACAGAAGU
Molecule: messenger RNA, 885 nt
Organism: Microplitis demolitor
Lineage: Eukaryota; Metazoa; Arthropoda; Insecta; Hymenoptera; Braconidae
Exons: 2
Coding region: 365-649 (94 amino acids)
Source: RefSeq, a predicted model, not a curated record